Molecule: messenger RNA, 1380 nt
Organism: Budorcas taxicolor (takin)
Lineage: Eukaryota; Metazoa; Chordata; Mammalia; Artiodactyla; Bovidae
Gene: FEZF2
Product: FEZ family zinc finger 2
Exons: 4
Coding region: 1-1380 (459 amino acids)
Cellular component (GO): nucleus
Source: RefSeq, a predicted model, not a curated record
AUGGCAAGCUCGGCUUCCCUGGAGACCAUGGUGCCCCCGGCCUGCCCGCGCGCAGGAGCGUCGCCGGCCACUUCCAAGACUCUGGCCUUUUCCAUCGAGCGCAUCAUGGCUAAGACGUCGGAGCCCCGCGCGCCCUUUGAGCCCCGGCCGGGGGCACUGGACGCGGAUAGCGGCCAGGGCAAGAAAUUGCUCAACCUCUGCUCGCCGCUGCCCUGUAUGAUCCCCCUGCAGCCCCUAGGCUACGAGGUGCCGUCCAAGACGCUGCUCAGUUACUCUGAGCUCUGGAAAAGCAGCCUCCGGGCGGGCGGCAGCGGCGGCGGCGGAGGAGGAGGUGGAGGCGGCGGUGGGGGGACCCCGGUGUGCGGCGCCAGCGGCUUGUGCAAAACCAACUGUGGCGUGUGCUGCAAGGCCGAGCUGGGCCUGGUACCGUCGGCGCUGCCCGCGGGCAGGGUCAUCAAGCCGCAGGUCAUCAACCAGGCGGUGGGGCUUCCGGCCAGCGGCUCGCUCUACUACUUCAACUACCUGGACUCCGCCACGUACCCGCCGUCUGAGCUCCUUGGCGGCCACCUCUUCCCGUCCGGUCUCCUCAACACACAGACCCCCGCUGCUCUGGCUGCGCACCCCAAGCUCUUUCUGCUGGAGAACGCCAAGUUGGCCGGCCUGACCGCCGACAAGUUUGCCCAUCCAGCCCCCUACGCCCAUAAGGAGCGCUUGCCUGCGCCGCUGGAGCAGGUGCUGAAGGAGAACUCGGGCCUGACUGCUGAACGCGGCGGAGUCAAGGGCCACAGCAAGCUGCCCGGGGGCUCAGCAGACGGCAAGCCUAAAAACUUCACCUGCGAGGUGUGCGGAAAGGUGUUUAACGCUCACUAUAACCUCACCCGCCACAUGCCAGUCCACACCGGAGCCAGACCGUUCGUGUGCAAAGUCUGUGGCAAAGGCUUCCGCCAGGCCAGCACGCUCUGCAGACACAAAAUUAUCCACACCCAGGAAAAGCCGCAUAAAUGCAACCAGUGCGGCAAAGCCUUCAACCGCAGCUCCACGCUCAACACACACAUUCGCAUCCACGCGGGCUACAAGCCCUUCGUCUGUGAAUUUUGCGGCAAAGGCUUUCACCAAAAAGGGAACUACAAGAAUCACAAGCUGACCCACAGCGGCGAGAAGCAGUACAAAUGUACCAUUUGCAACAAGGCCUUCCACCAGGUCUAUAACCUGACCUUCCACAUGCACACCCACAACGACAAGAAGCCUUUCACGUGCGCCACUUGCGGCAAAGGGUUUUGCAGAAACUUUGACUUAAAGAAACACGUGCGCAAACUCCACGACAGCGUGGGCCCCGCCGCCCCCUCCACAAAGGACCUGACUCGGACAGUGCAGAGCUGA